AUGCAGUUCAAGUACCUCACUGUGGUUUUCGCCGCCUGGGCGUCCUUGUUAGGGGCCGCUUCCGCCCUACCUCAGCCGAGUAAGUACCCCUCCAGCAACCUCUCCACUGCGAUGAAAAAGUCGCAAGAUGUCGAACCUGCGGCGGAUGCAUUUGACAUCCAAGACCAAAAGCGCGUCAAGCAUACACGCAUCGGGGUCUGGGAUCUCUACGAGGCGCGGAAGGACCCGCAGAAACUUGGUAUUCCCGGAGCCGCUCUAGUUUAUCAGUACAAACAGAUCGUCCGAGCAUUGCCAUACCUUUGGACCGUGCUCAAUGAUGCUGUCAGAAUCAAGAACGGCAUCUUGCUUUUAUCUCUCUACGCAGUAGUACAGAUUUUGAAGGCACUCGUCCCUGCAGCUGCUUUAUGGUACUCUGGACAGCUACUCUCUGUCGUACAAUCUGCUGCAGAGACCCGCACGGUCGAUAGGUCGUUCCUUCUACGCGUGUUUGCGGGCCGUACGCUAUGCGCAGUGGCAGAGCGCCUCCUCCGGUAUGCUGAGAAUGAGCUGUGCAGGCCCUUCACUACGCGCAUGUACCACCAUUUUGAGGUGCACCUCGCACGCGCGCGAGCACGGCUUGACGUCCCUACGUAUGGCGAUGUCGUCGUCAAGCGCCAGUUCCAGGAGGUGGACCCUGCGUUUUGCGGAAACCUCCCGUGGAGGUCUUUGGACAUGAUCGCGUCUGCGGUAACACUUGUGGUCCAGAUGUUUACGCAGACGGCGGUGCUCUUUAGAAUUUUGAAAGAGCAGCCGGAUGGCCUGGUGCUCGCCGCCAUUACCAUAGCGCAUUCGGCCUUCCACUGGUUUGAUGAUCAGUCUGAGCCCCUAUAUACUGCUGGAGGCAAGCCCCUGCAUCGUGACUUUGAGGUUGCAACUAAGAUCUCGUACACUCCAGCUGUAUGGGCCGCGACGACUAAAAACGCCGACUUCAUCAAGCUGGAAGGCUUGAGAACGCUCAUUACUCAAACAUGCUUCCGAAAGGAGCUCGUGGCUGGGAAUCUGGGAACAUACUGUGCAUCAGAAUUCAAGAGGAUGGUGGAGCGUCUGGGAAGUACACCCCGCGGCGAAAUGUAUACACUCUCUGCGAUGACUGACCGCCGCAGUAUAAUCAGCUUCAAAUCUUUGCUCGAGAAAUGCUGGGGUGAGCUACCUCAGGUUGUCUUUGCGCUACGGGCAGUGCAAUAUCCUGCUUCGAUACCGGUGUCGCUCGCUUCAUUGCAACUAAUCAGGCAGACGGCGACUUCAUUCGGUUCGGAUGUGGCCUAUUUUAUCGAGACCUUCGGAUCAAUGGCAGAGCAGCUAAGCAGAGCUCGGCAGCUCUAUGAAGUUGCCGAGAUACCUAACGUUGUCCCGGACGGCCAUGAGCCAUUCCCGGAGAAUGUGCAGAAGGCGCGAGCUGGGCUCGCUGUCGAACUCAAGUGA
This is a messenger RNA of Postia placenta MAD-698-R-SB12, 1461 nucleotides long. RefSeq lists its product as hypothetical. Lineage: Eukaryota; Fungi; Basidiomycota; Agaricomycetes; Polyporales; Adustoporiaceae. The transcript has 6 exons. The record is from RefSeq and is a predicted model, not a curated record. The coding region runs from base 1 to 1461 and encodes 486 amino acids.